Messenger RNA from Glycine soja, 2016 nucleotides. RefSeq lists its product as uncharacterized. Lineage: Eukaryota; Viridiplantae; Streptophyta; Magnoliopsida; Fabales; Fabaceae. The transcript has 4 exons. Bases 498 to 1403 code for a protein of 301 amino acids. The record is from RefSeq and is a predicted model, not a curated record.
GAACUUAGUGUACCACGACAACCUUUACUUAUGUUUAUUUUCUUUCUCUCUCUAACAUGCGUGCGUAGCUGUUGGAAUUUGUAUAUGCUACCAAACCUCAUACUUUCCCUAACUGCAAUUAAUCUGCAUUUGCACGAACCUAACCUACUAUCGAAAGUCGAAACAUCCCCUGUCACUUUGACUCAACUCACACACCAAUCUCCAUAUCCCUACCAAUUUUCCCUAUUCACUCAUCAAUUUUCUCGUAUCAGUUCUAUAAUUUAUCGGCCGUACCUGUUGUUUCAGAUUGGUCAACUUGGUUAUUGAUGUUUGAUCUGAAAUCCAGGAUUGCUACUUAGGUUUGCAUCAAUAUAAUCUGACAAGAGAAUAGUAAGGAGCAUGCCAUAGACUAUACAAACACACACUGCUGAUUAUUUAUUUACUUGAUGUAAGUGGCCUGUGCUUGGUUUCAGAUUUUGUGGUAGUGUAGUCCAACUGUCCAACUUAGAGCAGGCAGCAUGGAGGAUAUUCUGUUGGAUACCAGGUGGGAAGAUGUAAUCUGCCCCAUAUGCUUGGAAGUUCCUCAUAAUAGUGUGCUCCUUCAGUGUUCAUCUUAUGAUAAGGGGUGUCGUUCUUUUGUAUGUGACACAAGUCAGUUGCACUCAAAUUGCUUGGAUCGUUUUAAAAGCACACAUAGCAUGCCAUCCUCUUCAACAUAUGAUUCAACCUCCCAAUUGUCUGAUGCAAAUUCCAUGGCAAAUAGUGAGUCAGUGGUAUCUGAUUGUCAAUACAAGCUGAGUUGUCCGUUGUGUAGAGGUGAUGUUUUUGGGUGGAUUAUUGUUGAUAAAGCUCGUGUGCAUCUUGAUGAGAAGAAGCGUUGCUGUGAAGAGGAGCAAUGUGCAUUUAUUGGAAGUUACUCCGAGCUACAAAAACAUGCUCAACUGGAACACCCUCAUGCUUGUCCAUCGAAAAUUGAUCCUGUCCGACAGCUUGAUUGGAAAAAUUUUCAGCAGUCAUCUGAGAUCAUAGAUGUUUUGAGCACUAUUCAUUCAGAAAUUCCACGGGGAGUGGUUUUGGGAGAUUAUGUGAUUGAAUAUGGGGAUGAUGACAUUGCAGAUGAGUUUGAGGACUUCCCUGGAGAUGAAGGUAACUGGUGGACCUCUUGUAUUCUGUAUCAUGCCUUCAAUAACUUUAGAAGUUCUAGAAACCGAAGAAGGACAAGAGUUGGCGAUCAAAGUAGGGUUAAUCGCCAUUUAAGUUCUGAUACUUCAAAUUCUGAUGAAGGUUCUGUAGCAUCUGUAGAGUAUGGCGAGUAUAGGCUAGAUGAGAUUGAUGAUGAUUUUGUUAGUACAAUUGGCCACUUGAGAGGUGAAAGUGGUUUUCGCAGAUCACGGAGACGUCAUUCUCGCUCCAAUGACAAUUAGGUAAGUUAUGUCUACAAAUAACCUUCAUUGUCCUUUCUGUUAUUGUAUGAAGUUUGUGACGACUUUAAACUGGAUACUGAUAGUAUAUUUCUUUCUGACUUGAAGUAUGAGGUAGCAGUGGUGAGACCCUGGUAUUUUGAGCUCUUUUGUUUUAUUCCCUUUAAUGUACUUAUUAAUUUUCAAGUGUUGGAGCAGUAUUUGAACUGAAGGAAGCAGAAUGAGAGGAAGAGAUACACUCAACAUAGAAACCAGUGUGAUCUUGAUGCAGCUGGUGUGACAACUCGCAAAGGUUACAUUUAGGUCAUCUAAUGCAUUUGUGAUAACUUGAGGGACCAACAUUACAAAAUUGAUAGUUGAAUGUGGAUUAUAUUUCAAGUUUCUGUUAUGCUUACCAUUAACUACCAUUUAGUAUGCUAGCCAUUGGGAGCCUGUUAAUUUACUCCUGUGCCACCAAAGUGAUUCCGCUAGCUUUAUGCUCUGCUUAACUAUAGAACAAUGAAUUACUUCUUUUCCUUGUACAUAUAGCCGCUUAGUUGUGAUGUAUUAUAAUGAUUCUAAAGUAGGGAUGUUUACAUGUCACUGAAUAAAACUUUUGUUUUUUUUUCCUCCCCCA